AUGAGAGCUCGCGGGAGGAUAUGGAGGUUCUACGCCUCCCAGGCGGGAAUGGCGCCGCACAGGUCGAAAGAUCCAGUGCCAGUGCUUGGUCCGCCUGCUCUAGGCAAGCAAAAGAUUCUAGAUCUUCUCAAGUUUCGGCCGAUCGAUUUUGCGGAGAUCCAGAAAUCGCUCCGGGAGAAUGCCGAGGAGGCGGCCAAGGUCAAGAAUGGCGAGAACAAGGUGGAAUUCAGUGGCCGGAGCUUGCUGGGGACGCUCUCCCGCGACGCCGGGAUCAUCAAGGAUGGAAUGCGGGUGUCGAGCGCCAUCGCCGAGAGGAGCGAUGGCGAUUUCGUCUACUUGCUGGUGAGUAACUUCGCGCUGUCAUCGACCACGGUGGAGGAGGUGAGGAUGCAUUUCCCCAAGGGCGCCAGAGUGAAGAUCAAGCACCCGCGAGCGCUGUGCACGGCCAAAGGGAGAGUGAUCAUCGAGAUCCACAACCCCAUGUACAUCGACUUCUUGGGGAUCGAAGUUCCAGAUGGUCUCACCGUGGAGAAGAUCUGGGAAGAAGCGUCGGCUGCUCUAGAGAAGAAGGAUUACGUCCGAGCGAUCCACCUCCUCACGAGGUGUAUCGACGAGGAGGGAUACAAGAACAAGGUGGAAGCUCUUUCCAAGCGCUGCCAGGCAUGGCUGGGAUUAAACUGCUACGAGAGAGCGUUCGAAGACGCCAAGCGAGCACACGUCGUGGAUUCCACUCACAGGCACACGUACCUCCUCAAAGGCCAACUUUUUCUCGGCCUCCAGAAGUUCCGAGCAGCGCUGGACAGCUUCUACCGAUCGGGCCUCGCGGAUGACGACACCAUGAAGCGGUGUGCUCGGUUGAUCGAGCAGCGAGACACUGGCAACUACGAGCUGCGAGAGUUCAUCCUCGGCAAGAGCAAAGCUCCCGAAGUUGGCGACUAUCUCGGCCCCGUGAGGAUGGGAAUGGCGGCCGACGAGGAGAAAGGCCGGGGCUUGUUCGCGACCGAGGAGAUCAAAGCCGGGCAGCUUCUGCUCGUCUGGAACGCGGCGGCAGUGGCACCGCGGGAGGAUUUGCCGGCAAAGUUGAUGAGGAAGUGCUUGACGUCGAGGAAGAGCUUGUUCCAGUUCUUGGGACUAGACAGCGAGCUGGCGAUGGAGAUGGGAUUGUUCAAGCCGACAAACGUUCUCAUCCACGACCAGCAGCAAGACUACAUCUGGUUCGACGCCGUGCCCGCCAUUGCCAAGCUUUGCUCGAGCUACGCCUUCCAGAUCGAGGACAAGCCCGAGAGUCCGAUGGGACUGUGGACACUCCCGGCGCUCAUCAACCAUUCCUGCGUCCCUAACGUGUCGCAGCAGAUGGUUGGAACCGCGCUGUUCGUGAGAGCCGCCAGGAACAUCCGAGCCGAGGAAGAACUCACGCUCCCUUACAUGGACGUGAAGAAGCCGCUGGACGAGCGCAUGUACUGGACGGACAGCCGCUGGGGAUUCACUUGCAAGUGUCUCCGGUGUCGGGUGGAAGCUCGGCUGCACGCUCAGAGGCCGGAGUUCCCGUGCUUCCACGCAAGAAUGAGAGAAGCAGCCAAGAGGAAAGAUCGAGCGGAGGCUCUGGAGGAGCUGCGAAGGAUUGCAGUGGAAGUGGAGGAUCAAAUCGCCACCUUGGCUUCUCCGGUGGAGAGAGACUGGGUGAGAACGUCGUACUACUUGGCUUACAGGGCCGGUCUUCUCGAGAGAUCGUCGGACAGUCCGGCGAAGUUGAGCUCGCGAGUGAGCGCGUACCAGAUGAUGGCCGCGUUGCAUGCGACGUGUCCCGGGUAUGGGAUUGUCCGGGAGAUGGUUGCUCUCGCCAAGAGCGCGCUGCCAUCGCCGGGCAUGGAAGCCAUCUCGGAGAAGUCGCGAUUGCUCAUCGAGAAAGAGUUCCUUUGCGUGCUCGGGGAGCAAAAGCGCGAGUUUUUGGACGUGUUCGUGGACGAGCUCCUCAAGGGGGCCGACUUUGACAUCCUGAGAACCUGA
Molecule: messenger RNA, 2007 nt
Organism: Selaginella moellendorffii
Lineage: Eukaryota; Viridiplantae; Streptophyta; Lycopodiopsida; Selaginellales; Selaginellaceae
Exons: 1
Coding region: 1-2007 (668 amino acids)
Molecular function (GO): protein binding
Source: RefSeq, a predicted model, not a curated record